Molecule: messenger RNA, 709 nt
Organism: Uranotaenia lowii
Lineage: Eukaryota; Metazoa; Arthropoda; Insecta; Diptera; Culicidae
Exons: 3
Coding region: 86-415 (109 amino acids)
Source: RefSeq, a predicted model, not a curated record
UUUCAUUGAAUCCUAGCAACCUUUUCUUCAUUUUAAAAAUAUCUACAGUAGGUAAUUCUUUUUGAAAGCCCUCUAAAUUUCUUCCAUGAAUUCGUUUCAAGAUUUUGCACGCGCUAUUUCUGAAGCUUGCCCGUGCCCGAAGAAAACGCAAUUGAUCGGAACUGGCGCAGUUUGCAACUCGUGGAUUCCCAGCCGUAAUGUGGAACUUCAACAACUGGUAGUCGAACCACCGCCGAAACCUGCUGUUGGGCUUCCCGUUCUCCAAGGGCCAAUCGAGUCAAUGACUUUGGACGGACAACCGAAACAAAUCGCCCCAUUGCAAAUGUCCAGCUCCGGUCAGAUAGUGCCCUGCUACGGUGAAAUGCAGUACUUUAUGGACCAGAAUUGCACCAUUCCGAUUGGGAAAGAGGAAUAAAGUCCGGCGUCCCCCUACAAUGUGCAGCGCUUUACAUGAAUGGAUUCUUGAUCGGCAGUUUGGCGGCAGCUUUUCGAGGGAAGCAAAUGAUUCCGAUCCGGUUGACAUAGCAAAAAAGUAAAAACAUAAUAAAUUUAACGUGAACCAAAAUUGUUAAACUAACUCGUUUAACUUGCAUUCUAAACGUUUUCUAUCAUAAAAUUGAUACUAUACAAUCUGGUCACCCUAGCCAACAAUGCAUUGCAAUGGGGUCAUAAAUUAGGCGCCCAGUUGAAAAAAGUGCAAUUUUAAUUC